AUGGAUUCUGAGUCUGUACCUGAUUUUGUUCUGGAGUUCACUGAUGUGAGUAAGGAAGGGGAUCAGCAAGGAGCCUUAAUGCGAAAUAACUACAAUAGUUGGAACAACUGCAAAAAUUCCAUGAGGGAGAAAAUCCAAGUAUAUAUGUCCCAACCAGCCCUUAAUUUAGCACAGCACAGCUGCCUUGCUGUCUUCAAUAUAUUCGGUGCUGUUCGAACUGGUGCUUAUAUGCUGUACAUUUUGAUGACCAAAGGCCUGAAACAGUCAGUGUGUGACCAGAGUUUUUACAUUGGACCUGUCAGCAAAUUCUGGGCAUAUGCAUUUGUGCUAAGCAAAGCACCCGAACUAGGUGAUACAAUAUUCAUUAUUCUUAGGAAACAGAAGCUCAUCUUCUUACACUGGUACCAUCACAUUACUGUGUUACUUUAUUCUUGGUAUUCCUACAAGGACAUGGUGGCUGGCGGUGGCUGGUUCAUGACCAUGAACUAUGGAGUACACGCCGUCAUGUACUCGUACUAUGCCUUGCGGGCUGCUGGCUUCAGAGUCUCACGCAAGUUUGCCAUGUUCAUCACCUUGUCGCAGAUCACUCAGAUGUUGAUCGGUUGCGUGAUCAAUUACCUGGUCUUCUCCUGGAUGCAUCACAGCCAGUGCCAUUCCCACGUGCAGAACAUCAUCUGGUCCUCUCUCAUGUACCUCAGCUACUUUGUGCUCUUCUGCCAUUUUUUCUUUGAGGCCUAUAUCGGCAAAACCAGAAAAGAAAGGAAGGUUGACUAGUGGUAGAAACAAGAAGCCAUAGCUCAGGGUCAUCAAGAAAAACAAAAUUAUAAGUUAAAAAAAAAAAAGGCACAAGGAAACACAUAUAUGUAUGGUGCAGCUAAAACUUGGCAGCUUAGGGAAAGUUAGCUUGGUUUAACCCAGUAAGUUUAUGAUCCUAUCAUGGUGAGGACUCACUGAAUUCUACUCUAUCUCAAAGGACUGCUGAUGAAAGACAACUUCCUUCUUGUACCUGUCUUCUCUAGAAAACAAAGGAGGAAAGGAAGAAGAGAAAAAAUGAA
Acanthisitta chloris (rifleman) is the source of this 1055-nucleotide messenger RNA. RefSeq names its product ELOVL fatty acid elongase 6 (gene ELOVL6). Gene Ontology annotation, biological process: sphingolipid biosynthetic process; fatty acid elongation, polyunsaturated fatty acid; fatty acid elongation, monounsaturated fatty acid. Gene Ontology annotation, cellular component: endoplasmic reticulum membrane. The transcript has 5 exons. Bases 1 to 774 code for a protein of 257 amino acids. The record is from RefSeq and is a predicted model, not a curated record. NCBI's taxonomy places the organism in Eukaryota, Metazoa, Chordata, Aves, Passeriformes, Acanthisittidae. Gene Ontology annotation, molecular function: fatty acid elongase activity.